CUGAAAAGGACGCGCAGCGGGCGGAGCCGAGCUCGGCGACGGAAUCACGCCUCGCGAGGCUGAGAUCCGGAAGUCGGAACCUAGCCGUACAAGCGCAUGUCCUCCGUCCUGGUAGUUGUUCUACCCUCUCCUCUGUGAUCCCCGCCGGAAGUGUAGGAAAAAAGUGGACAUAUUUGGAAUUACCCAUUUUCAAGCUGGACUGAUACAUCAUGAUGAAGCACAGACACAAAAAUAAAAAGCCAGGUAAAGGUUCCAAAGGCUGUAAGAAGCCUAUAAAGCAAAAUGGAAAGAAAGCAACUUCAAAAGUGCCCUCCGCUCCCCAGUUUGUUCAUUGCAAUGAUCAUGCCAGCCGGGAGGCAGAAUUAAAGAAGAAGAGGGUUGAGGAGAUGAGGGAGAAGCAGCAGGCUGCCCGGGAGCAAGAGAGACACAGACGCAGGACCAUUGAGAGCUACUGUCAGGAUGUCCUGAGACGCCAGGAGGAGUUUGAACGCAAGGAGGAGGUUUUGCAGGAAUUAAAUAUGUUUCCUCAGCUGGAUGAUGAGGCUACAAGGAAGGCUUAUUACAAGGAGUUCCGUAAGGUAGUACAAUACUCUGAUGUGAUUCUGGAAGUCCUGGAUGCCAGAGACCCAUUGGGGUGUCGGUGUUUCCAAAUGGAGGAGGCUGUUUUGCGGGCAGAGGGCAACAAGAAGCUGGUCCUGGUCUUGAACAAGAUUGACUUGGUUCCUAAGGAGAUUGUGGAGAAGUGGUUGGAUUACCUUCGUAAUGAGCUGCCAACUGUGGCUUUUAAGGCCAGCACCCAACAUCAGGUCAAAAACCUGAAUCGGUGUAAUGUGCCAGUGGAUCAAGCCCCUGAAUCGCUGCUAAAAAGCAAAGCUUGCUUUGGAGCUGAAAAUCUCAUGAGGGUUCUGGGAAACUAUUGCCGCCUGGGUGAAGUACGCACCCACAUCCGUGUGGGUGUCGUGGGCCUUCCCAAUGUUGGGAAGAGCAGCCUGAUCAAUAGCCUGAAGCGCAGCCGUGCAUGCAGUGUGGGAGCCGUUCCUGGGGUUACCAAAUUCAUGCAGGAGGUCUACCUAGACAAGUUCAUCAGGCUGCUGGAUGCUCCAGGCAUUGUCCCAGGACCCAACUCCGAGGUGGGCACUAUUUUGCGUAACUGCAUCCAUGUGCAGAAGCUGGCAGAUCCUGUGACCCCAGUGGAGACCAUUUUACAGCGCUGCAACCUGGAAGAGAUUUCCAACUACUAUGGAGUUUCUGGGUUCCAGACCACUGAGCACUUUCUGACUGCAGUGGCCCACCGCUUGGGAAAGAAGAAGAAGGGAGGCUUAUACAGUCAGGAGCAGGCUGCUAAAGCUGUCCUAGCUGACUGGGUGAGUGGAAAGAUCAGCUUCUAUACACCACCACCACCCACCCACACUCUACCAGCCCACUUGAGUGCUGAGAUUGUUAAGGAAAUGACUGAGGUCUUUGACAUUGAAGAUACUGAGCAGGCCAAUGAAGACACCAUGGAAUGCUUGGCCACCGGAGAAUCAGAUGAGCUGUUGGGCGACACAGACCCGCUCGAAAUGGAGAUUAAGUGGCUUCAUUCUCCGAUGGUGAAAAUAGCAGAUGCCAUUGAAAAUAAAACCACCGUAUAUAAGAUUGGAGACCUCACUGGGUAUUGCACCAAUCCAAACCGUCAUCAGAUGGGGUGGGCUAAACGCAAUGUGGACUACCCCCUUCCCAAGAACAACAGUGUGGUGGAUGUUAGCCCAGUGGACCGCCGUCCGAUGCUGCAGAGGAUCAUGGAGACAGAUCCCUUGCAACAGGGUCAGGCUUUGGCAUCAGCCUUGAAAAAUAAGAAGAAGAUGCAGAAGCGUACAGAUAAAAUCGCCAGCAAGCUGUCUGAUUCCAUGAUGUCUGUUCUCGACCUCUCGGGCAACGGUGAUGACAGUGCUGGUGACUGAUCAGUUGAUCCCACUCCCCUCCCCCUCCAAGCACUGGUUCCUAUAGGAUGGGGGAGUACAAAUGGAGUUUGGUUCUCUCAGAAGUACCUAUAUAUAUAAAAAAACUUCCCAUGCUGUGUGUCCCCUCCCCAUACUGUUCCCUCCAUUCUCUCUAGAGAGGUUGGAGUUGCCAAAUCCAGUGAACUUUACUUAAUCCCUGCUGUGUUUUAUAAGAGAAAAUAUCAGCAGAGCCCAGGUGCUAACAAUUUAUCCCUCACUCUUAAUCCUAGGAUCCCACCCCGUAGGUUGAGCUGAUAUUAAGGAUGACCUCCCACAAGCCCUCUUAGACCGCUGAAUGUACAAAUAAAGGCUAGACUGUUAGUAGACCUAGAGCCCCUGCAGGGAAGAUGAUUUGUUUACCAUUCAAUGAGAGGUAUCACCACCAAGGUAUCCCUAUAAUGGGCUCUGGCCAUGCAUCUUUCUUCCAAGUUCAUAGGUCCUCACUUGGGUGGCAGUGGGGACAGGGGAAUAGUGAUGAGCCUUUUUAUAUCUGUGCAAGGGUCUGGAGAUAGGAUAAAGGGAAGAAGAAAACAAAUAAGCCUGGCUGGUGUUAAAGUGUGUUAGAGACUAUAUUGUAGGAGGAGAAAACAAGGUACCUGUUGGUAGGGCAGCUGGGUGCUUUAGGGACAAGUCCCAUCUUGGCAUAUGUGAGAAUUGGAGAAAUUCCAUUAACUGAAGUGCUCUGGCUGAUCCCUGCCCUUGUGUGACCUUAUCCAGCAUCAGCAUUUGAAUUCCAUAAUUCUGGAGAGUUCUGAUACCAGUUAUUCAGAGUGUGUCCUUGAGAGAGUUGCUGUAUUUGGGACUGCACCAGCUAUCUUCUUUCCCAGUGGCUGGAACCUACCCAUUAAAAUAUAAUUAACUAUCACCUCUUGGAGGGCCUACCCUACUCAGACAAGGGCAUCAGGCCCAAGCACUACUAGGGGCCUGGCUUAGUCAGCUUGCUGUCACUAUUGUAAAAUACUUGAUAUCAGUUUAUAAGGAGAAAAGGCUUAUUUUGACUUAAAGUUUUAAAAGUUCCAGUCCAUGAUUGAUUGGCUCUAUUGCUUUGGCUUUCUGGUGAGAUAGCAUAGAUAAGCUGGUACAUGUGGUGACCAAAACCUUCCAUCUUAUGGCCAGGAAGCAAAAAAAGGAAAAAAAAAAGUGGGAGUGCCUGAAGUCCCACAAUCCCUUUCAAUAUCCCAAUGAUUUAAGGAUCUCCCACCAGGCCCCACCUCCUAAAAGUUUUACUUUACUCUGAGAUCAAGUCUUUUAACAUAUGGGCCUUUGGGAUACAUUUAGGAUCCAAGUUAUAACAAGCUCUUGUAAAGGGACUGGGAUAGAAGAUUACAACUGAAACAAUCUCAUUUUACUAGGAAUUUUUGUUUCUUGUACAAAAUUUCAGUUCCUAGCCAUUUAUCCAGAGUUGAUAUAUUUGUAAGGAGUGGGCAUUACAUUACUUCAGUCUUUGCUACCUACACUAAACUUCCAUACCAUCCUUUGACCAUGAAUAUAUACCCUUUAGUCUUGCUCUUGCCUCUGCCUCUCAGGCUGGCACCCAAAGUUUACCUAACCAGAUCCUAAGAAUGGAAUCAGGUGACACAGGAGAAAGCUUCUGACUAUAGGCUCUUCUGUCUGGAAAGUGUGGACUUCUACUGUAUUCAGGCACAGCCAAAGGAAGGAGUUAGUUACUAAUUGUGCACAAACUGCAACAAGCUCUGGAAAUCUGUUAAACCUCCUUAAUUCUCAGUAUGGCUAUACUGGUAUGGGAUUAAUAUCAUAAGAAAAAUAAAUAGGCUCAGAAAGUUGACAGGUUAUGCCCAAGACAACAUUAACUGGUAGCACCAAGUGUGAUUAAAACCCUAUGCAGGCCCUUUCCUCUGCAUUAUACUGCCUUCUUAACAAAAGUACAUUAAUUAAGCACCUACUGUGUGCCAGUCUCUGUUAUCAAGUCCUUAAAAUGCGUUUUCUUCUUUUUUUUGCUUUAAAAAUCCUGGUAUUGUCUAGCUAAAAUUUUGUUCUCAUAGUCUCCUUGAAUGAGGUCCAGUUUAAUUCACAUCAUAUUAUAAGGCUCUCCUGAUAGGUGUUAAAAUGAAAAAUUGUGUACUGAGACUGCCAAAGCCAUUUUACAACCAUAUAGAAUUUUAUUUAUACACACACACACAUACACACAUACAAAUGCAUAUACAUGCACCCUUUUUUGCAGUACUGGGGAUUUAACCCAGGACCUCAGGCAAACUAGGCAAGCACUGAACUACAUCCUCAUCCCUUUUUAUUUUUUUAUUUGAGACAGAGUUUUGAAAGUUGCCCAGGCUGGCCUCAAGCUUGCAAUACCCCCCCUCAGCAUCCCGAGUAGCUGUGAUUACAGGCAUGUGCCACCACAUCCAGUUGGAAUUUCAUAAUUUAAUAUUUAAAAUAGUUUUUUUUUAAUUCCUGAAUGGUUCUGGUAAACAAGGAUGAAAAAUAGAAAUAUCUGGGUGAUUGAGAAACAUGGGAACAUAAUUUGGCCAAAAUCAAAUAGAAGAACUAAAAUAGUCAUGUUGGGAUAAGAAUUUUAGAUUCUAGAUAUUCCACCUGUAGCAUAUCUUAAGUUUUUUAAAAACUCCUGAGUAUCUGGGAUUACAGAUGUGCACCACUGUUUCUGACUUAAAGCUAGUUAUUGAAUCUUUUUCCUCUUCUUUUUUAAAAAAUUAAGAUAAUUUGUAUAAAGUUUACCCUUUCUAGUUUAAGUUCUGUGGACUUGGACACAUUAAUAUAUGAGUGAACCACCAUCACAGUCCAGAUACAGAAUAUUUGUUUUCACCCCAAAACUCCGCAGUCCUUGUUGUUGUCAACUCUUUUCCCUUAUCUUCAGUUCCUGGCAACCACUGAUCUGUUUUCUGUCCCUGUGUUUUUGCUUUAGCAUGAAUGCCAUAUAAAUAGAAUCAGACAGUAUAUAGGCUUAUUUUACACCAUCAAGUUUUAAACCUGUAUUCUUAAAAUUUACAUUGGAGCCAGGCAUAUCGACAUUCACCUAUAAUCCCAGUUACUCUGGAGGCAGAGGCAGGAUAAUUAUAAAUUUGAGGCCAGCCUGGGUAAUUUAGCAAGACUGUCUUAAAAUAAAAAAAAUAAAAAGUUCUGGGGUUGUAUCUCAUUGAUAGAGUGCCCUGAAUUCAGUCCCUAUUACUGCAAAAAAAAAAAAAAAAAAAAGUAAAAUUUACUCUGGGUUACAGUUAUAUAAGCUUUGAUAAAUUAUGCAUUGAGGUAUGUAAUAACCAUUACAAUCAAGGUAUGGAACGGUCCUAUUAGCCUACCCCCACCAAAUUCACUCCUGCUACUUUAUAGUUAAAACCAGUCCCCUAUAACUAACCUCUAGUAAUCAUUGAUUUGUCUUUGUCCUUAUGGUUUAUGUUUUGAAGAAUGUCAUAUAAGUGGAAUUAUACAGAUGUAACUUUUUGAGACUCAAUUUGCUAAUAAUAAAUUUGAGAUUUACCAAUGUCA
Marmota monax (woodchuck) is the source of this 5435-nucleotide messenger RNA. RefSeq names its product G protein nucleolar 3 like (gene Gnl3l). NCBI's taxonomy places the organism in Eukaryota, Metazoa, Chordata, Mammalia, Rodentia, Sciuridae. The transcript is spliced from 16 exons. Gene Ontology annotation, molecular function: GTP binding. Bases 210 to 1940 code for a protein of 576 amino acids. Gene Ontology annotation, cellular component: nucleolus. The record is from RefSeq and is a predicted model, not a curated record.